Trichomycterus rosablanca is the source of this 2716-nucleotide messenger RNA. RefSeq names its product NudC domain containing 1 (gene nudcd1). Bases 63 to 1811 code for a protein of 582 amino acids. The record is from RefSeq and is a predicted model, not a curated record. Lineage: Eukaryota; Metazoa; Chordata; Actinopteri; Siluriformes; Trichomycteridae. The transcript has 10 exons.
AUUUACAUUCUUCUUUAUAAUCCAGUGCACUAUUUUAUUGUGUUAUUAAUAUAAUAAGAAACAUGGCGUAUCCGAACUGUUCUUUAAAAGUGAACAGAGAACUGCUGGACCCGAGCUUUGAAAGUUACAGACUGUCAUUAGACUCAAUUCCAUCUUAUAAUGUAGAACUGGACGCAGCUGUGGCAGAGGUGAAACUGAAGGACACCCAGUAUACUCUGGACCAUAUGAAAGCUUUUGGCAUGUACAACUAUCUUCACAUUGAUCCCUGGUAUGAGGAGAGUGUUUACUUCAUUGAUUGUAAAAGAAGAGUGCUCAGCCUGACAGUCACGUUGGACACAGCACUAGGAAAGCCUCGAGAAGUGUUCCGGAUGACCACCGAGCCCAGCUUACCUAGGGGGGAACAGCUGUGCGCUUCUCUGAGCCUGACCUCGGCUACAUGGGCCGCAUUGUCUGACGGGGCGGGGAUUCUGAUCCUUCUGCGCACCAGUAAGAGAGGGGAAAGCUCCCAGCUCAAAUGGGAGCCCAUGUUCAGUGAGAGUCUUGGGGAACCUUUCACCAUUCUGCACAGCAUUUCCCAUGUCCAAUCUGGCAUUCACAUCAUCGAGCUUCUGCUGUUACGUAUUCAGAAAGAUCCAGAUGACACCAAAGGCAGCGGCUUCUCCACCUCACUGGAGUGGCUUACUGUUGAAAACUCAGGGCAAGAAAAGAAGUAUGAAGUAAAAAAGAGGAGGUUGAUGAAGGGCAAGUCAGUCCCUCAUUACGCUGCUCUGGAGCCUGAGGGAAAGGGGCUGAUUGUGGCAUCAGAAAGACCCUUCAGAUUUACACAGGUGGAUGGAGUUCCACUAGAAGAACCAGCAUCUGAGGACAUGGAGGUAGAAAACACAGAUCCCAUCUAUUUCUGGCAGCAGACUGAGGAAGACAUCACAGUGUGUAUCCGUUUACCAGAGCACACAAUCAAAGACGACAUCCUUUUCAAGCUGUCAGUAGACAGUGUAUCAGUAGGGGUGAAGGACUAUGAGCCUUUGUUAAAGGGUCAGCUUUUUGCUCCUGUGGAUCCUGAAUCCAGCACCUGGACCAUCAAAGAUGACAAAAGUCUGGAGGUGACUUUGCAGAAGCGCAGCGAGGGGCCGCUCUGGACCGAGCUGGUGCUGGGUGAUAGGAGAGGACAGUAUGUUGUGGAUGAGGAUCAGGCUGCACAGAUUCAUCAAAGACUCGCUCAUCUCACUUCAGAAGAACUGAAUGCCAACCCAGAGAAAGAUUUGCCACCAUGUAAUGCUCAGGAACUGGAGGACUGUGAUGGGUUUCCAGAUGAUAGUUCAACACUGAUGCGGUUUGAUGGUGACACUCUGAAGCCUACUCAUGUGGUGAACUUAGGUAGUCACCAGUACCAGUUCAGCGUGGAUAUAACCCCAUCUGAAAUGCCAGCAAUCUGUCUUCGGCAUGAUGUGGAUGCCUUGCUGUGGCAGCCAUGCCCUAAGCAGCCCGACAACAUGUGGGAGCACAUUGCUACCUUUAAUGCACUGGGUUAUGUCCAGGCUUCGAAGAGGGAUAAAAAGUUUGCUACAUGUGCACCUAAUUUUUCUUAUGCAGCUUUGGCUGAGUGUGUAAGGCGAGUAUUUAUCUACCGACAGCCGUCAGCGGUGGACACGGUGCUCUUCAAUCGCAAACAGGGCCGUCAGGUUGGUCAGAUUGCCAAGCAACAGGUAGCCAGCCUGGAGUCCAGUGAGCCUGUGCUGGGCUUCAGGGCCACAAAUGAAAGACUGUUCGUUUUAACCUCUCACAACUUGUUUAUCCUCAAGGUGAAUAAUUAAAGAAAAGAAGCAGACAGUAAACUCUUAUUUUCCACUGAACCCGUAAAUGUAGUCAAUAGUGAAGAAAAUAUGGGGUCCAAAUUGGGCUUUUGAACUGGAAUUAUCAUUGUGCAUCAUACAACUGUGUACUGAAAUCAGCUCACAGACAAAACUUUAACCUUAAAUUUUAGGUGUCGCAGCAGUGUGUCUUUGCCUCUGAAGGCUGUGCUAGAGAAUAUUAAAGCUUUGUCUAUUAUGUUAACCCACUACCACUGAGAUCUGGGUUUGAAUUUUUCAUAAUGCUGUCAGCCAGCCUGGCAUCUACACAGACUUGAUUGACUAUGUCUUAAUGGGGAAAUGCUCUGCAAUGAAUUGGUGCCCUGUCCAGGGUAUUCCUGCCUUGCACCAAGUGUUUCCUGGUGAACCAGACCCACUGCUACCCUGACCAGGACAAAACAGUACUUUUCACCAUAUAGUAUAUUGAUAUACAAACUCCCAAAACUUGUAGGUGACAUUCUCAGGAUUGCAUAAGUGCAAAACUUGCAUGUAAAACAUGUAUGAACUUAAUGAUUAUAUUUCAGUUUGUAUAUUUUCUGUUGACAAUAUGCACUUCUAAUAAGAAUAUGUACUCCAGCUGUUUUCUAAGCCUUUAUGAUUAUGUAAAAUGGCAUAAUCAUAAUAAUCUCAUUUACAGUAUUUCAGUAUUGUGAAAAUAGUCUGAAUGUAGAAGUAUUUUUUUUUCUCUUUGAAGGCCAUAUGAUAUUCAAAAUUUUGAGUACCUCAGCAUCAUGCUGAUGAAUGGACCAAAUAUAUCUGUAAACGAUGCCUGUGUACCUCUUGAAUUAGUCAUUUUGUACACAAAUGCAUAAAUAAAAUGACACUUAAAGCAUCUUGGAUUAGAGAUAAUAAAUUUUUCAUAAUCCUUC